This is a messenger RNA of Aspergillus ochraceoroseus IBT 24754, 1074 nucleotides long. RefSeq lists its product as uncharacterized. The transcript has a single exon. The record is from RefSeq and is a predicted model, not a curated record. NCBI's taxonomy places the organism in Eukaryota, Fungi, Ascomycota, Eurotiomycetes, Eurotiales, Aspergillaceae. The coding region runs from base 1 to 1074 and encodes 357 amino acids.
AUGGCGACCUCCUUCACAUGCCAUCAUCGCCAUCUUGCACCCGGGGGCUAUGACCACUGCAGUUCUGGGCUUGCAAAUAACCAUAAAAACAGCCCCUCUCUGCACAUCGCUUCGACCCUUGCAUCGACUCCACUCCCGGGGUCUGCCCUGUCCUCUUGGGCGGUUACUACUUCCAUAUCAUCCUCCCUCGACACCACCCCUCCGAAAGCGAUUUCUCCGACUGUCAUUACUGCCAAUUUAUCCAACACCUCGCUCUCUAUCGAGGACGAGAUGUCCCCGUCUCAAAGCCUCCGGGCCCCCAAGAGGAAACGGACCGUCUCCCCGCCCCAAUCGCUAUCGGCAAGGACUUUCGACGAGGUGCAACAGCAGCUUCGCUCGACGUCUCGCAGCAGCCGCCGUUCUGUGCCCCAUAGCCGCCACAGCUCCAUUCACUCUCACUAUCGCACGGCAACCAAUGCCUCCCUCACGCCGUCAUCCGCACCAGACUCCCCGAAUCGACGGGAGAACCUGCUGGCACUGCAUCGAGAAUCGUGCCGCCUAUUCCAGGACCACGAAAUAGGCGUGGUCCCACUCCCUGCAAGGCGGCGGUCCUCCUCUCCGCCGAGUAGUCCGCACACGCCUCCCCGGGCUCUGCGCACAUCCUCGAACAUCAGCUCGCCACCCGUGUCGCCAAUCCUCGAGGCCCAACCGGCCGUUUCCAUCGAGUGCCGCCGGGACAGUAGCUCCAAGGAAGCAUUCUACACCACGCGCCAUGUCGCGACGACCCCGUUGACUUUCCACCCGGCCCCCACCGUGAUCGACUGGACGUCUCCGUCCACGCGCAGACGUGAGUACGAAGAGAUCGACCGCGCAACCAGCGGAGUAAGGGGCUUCUGGCGCCGAGUCGCACCGCGGUGGUGCCAGUUUGGUCAUGCGCGGGUUCCUUUUUUCGAGGAAAAGGACGGCAAGGGGAACUACGAGGGAAGCGUCCGCAGGUUUCGGAUGGAUCUCCCUGAGGAGCCCGUUGCAGAUGGAAGUCCGCGCCGGGGGCUGAACCUGAAACAGAAAUUAACGGUCCGUCGAAAAAUGUAUUGA